AUGUCCCAGUCAGGAUAUGACGUUGGUAAUACAACUAAUGAGUUACCUGAAUUUGCACAAUUAUCUGUCGGCAAAGGAAUAAUUACAAAUCAUAGUUCUACAAAUCAAUCAUCAUGUUAUUAUAUUCCAACAAUCGUUUCACGUAUUAUGCGAAACUUUGGAAAAUAUAUUUUAAUAAGGGGUGGCAUCAGAAUGCAUCCAUCAUUAACCUAUGAUCAUCAUCUCCGCAACACUUUCUAUCCAUGGAGACUUUAUGACGGAUUAUCCAAAUAUGAUCCUACUAGGUCCGUAGCUUUUCUAAAAGAUGCUCUUCCUUUCUUCACUACAAAUGAAAACAUACUGUUUAAACGUGUUAAAUAUGGAAGUGGUGAACGAGUUCAAUAUGGUCCAAGUUAUCUCGGCAAGACUACGCUAGCUGAUUACACGGGUUGGGAUAAUCUAAUUAAACAAGAAAAAGCAACUAUUGAUGAUAAGAAGAUAAUAAGUGCAAUGAGUAAAAAUGAAGGAAAAUUAGAGAGUAUUCAAUCCUACGAUAGUGAAAUAGUAUCCGUUGGUGCAAUGCAAAAAACAAUCAAUAGCAAAGGUACCGGUGAAUUUCCAAAGCAAUUAUGGGAAUUCAAAAAUCAAUAUCCCAAACUAUAUGAAGAUCUCUUCAAAGCACAUGGUUGGACAGUUAAAGAAGAUUCGGGAACCUAUUCAAUGUCUUAUAAUGAAAAAACCGGCAAUGAAUUGAAAGACUCAAUUCGAAAAGAUUUUCAGAAGAAGGUUAAAUCAGCUUCUUCAAAACCAUUAGAAGUACUGGUUAAUGCAGUCAGUAGUAAAGAAUUUCAAGAAAAGCAAGUAAUUGAUUCUGUUAAUCGUUUGCAUCAACAAGUUUUAUCAAUAAAACCAACUGGUUAUGAGUCCUAUACACUCAACGAUUAUUUACAGUCGAAUUUGGGAAGAGGUUUAGCUCUUGAUCAACAUGUUAAUAGACCUGGAUAUGUUAAAAAGGAUUUUGGACAAGCGUUGAAACAUUUGUUUAACAAAUAUAAGAAUCUUUCAAAAAAUCCUGCAGAAUGGGGAUCAAAUCGUGAGAAAUACGAAGCCGAACUUGUCGACUACUACGGACAAAAUCGACGAAUGACUGAUGCUGUCAAAAGAUAUAACGAAUUAAAAAAAGAUUUAUGA
Molecule: messenger RNA, 1170 nt
Organism: Rotaria sp. Silwood1
Lineage: Eukaryota; Metazoa; Rotifera; Eurotatoria; Philodinida; Philodinidae
Source: the annotation of a GenBank genome assembly